This is a messenger RNA of Aphis gossypii (cotton aphid), 2615 nucleotides long. RefSeq names its product bifunctional 3'-5' exonuclease/ATP-dependent helicase WRN-like. NCBI's taxonomy places the organism in Eukaryota, Metazoa, Arthropoda, Insecta, Hemiptera, Aphididae. The record is from RefSeq and is a predicted model, not a curated record. Gene Ontology annotation, cellular component: nucleus; chromosome; cytoplasm. Gene Ontology annotation, biological process: double-strand break repair via homologous recombination; DNA replication. Gene Ontology annotation, molecular function: 3'-5' DNA helicase activity; ATP binding; four-way junction helicase activity.
UCAAACUCUCAACAAAUCUUUAUUAGAUAUCACUAUAUCAGUAAUAGUGAUAAGAGAUUUGAACGAUGAACAGUUCAAAUUCAAAUCAAAACCAUAGUCUGACCGUCGUCUAACGUUUUCACUUUUCGUCUUUCGCGUUCAAAGAAUAUUCGGAUCAUUUAUUGUUCCUUACUUUAUUUACUAGUUUAAUAUUAUGUCUUCAGCUGAACCUAGCCCACAGCACAUAUCUGCACUUAGAAAAUAUUUUGGACAUUCUACAUUUCGUUCUAUGCAAUGGGAGAUCAUAUAUUCAGUUUUAGAACAAAAAAGAGACGCGUGUGUGGUUAUGUCUACUGGUUAUGGAAAAAGUCUUUGCUAUCAGUAUCCUGCAGUCUAUAGCAAAGGCUUAACCAUAGUUGUUUCUCCAUUAAUAUCGUUAAUGAAGGAUCAAGUACUUUCUCUGGAGAUGGCCAAUAUAAAAGCAUGUCUGCUAGGUUCGGCACAAACAUCUAAGGCUGAUGCAUUGAAUAGUCUUUUUUCUGGAGAUGUGAGAGUGUUAUAUAUUACUCCAGAAUGGAUAGCCACUGAUUCAGCAAAACAAAUUUUACAAGAUUUACAAACCAAAAUUAAAAUAGUCGCAGUAGCUAUUGAUGAAGCGCAUUGUGUCAGUCAGUGGGGUUUUGAUUUUAGAUCCUCUUACAGGAAUUUGGGGAAAUUACGUAAGAUACUACCCAAUGUCCCAAUCAUGGCGCUAACAGCUACAGCCACACCAAUUGUACGCAAAGACAUUUGCAACUCAUUGAAUCUCAUAAAUCCAAAAUAUGUAUGUACAGGAUUUGAUAGAAAAAAUUUAUACUUUGAGGUAUCAAAAAAAACAAAUAUAUUUUUUGACUUGAAUAAGUUUAUGAAAAAAGAUGGGUUGAAAAUGUUUUUUGAAGGAGCCACAAUCAUCUAUUGUCCUACAAAAAAACAGACUGAAGCAGUUGCACAAGAAUUAAAAUCUAAUAGAAUAGAAUGUGAAGUUUAUCAUGCAGAUAUUCCAUUGAAAAAAAGAAACACUGUUCACGAAAAUUUUGUAAAAGAUAAAUUGCAAAUUGUUGUAGCUACAGUGGCUUUUGGAAUGGGUAUUGAUAAACCAGAUGUAAGACGUGUUAUCCACUAUGGAGCACCUAAAGAUAUUGAAUCAUAUUAUCAAGAAGUUGGUCGAGCAGGACGAGAUGGUUUGCCAGCUAUUUGUCAUAUAUUUUACAAUCAAGCUGACAUUGUACUCAAUAGGCAUAUAAUGCUUUCAAACCUCACAAAUGAUACAUAUCGCUCACAUAAAGAAAAAAUGGCCAAGGUCAUCGAACAAUACAUGGAGACUAGAUUAUGUAGACGUCAACUAUUAUUAUCCUAUUUUGAAGAUGUUUCUUCGUCAACUACAUCUGAUAGUGCUAUUAUUAGAAAAAACUGCUGUGAUAAUUGUACAAAUAACCAGAAGACUGACAAAUUACAACCUGAUAAUAAUAUAGAUUUAACUGAAGUACAAUUAGUCUUAAAAUCUGCACAAGCACUAAGUGGUUCUUUUGGAAUGGUGGCAAUUGUAAAUUUUAUUUGUGGUAAAAAAAAUGAUAAAUUAUCUAAAUAUAAAGCCCAUCAAUUAUAUGGAAAAGGGAACUAUAAUACAGAAACUUUUUGGAAAGCACUUGGUAAAUUGUGUUUGAGAGAAAGUUUACUGCAGCAAAAUCCUUGUACUUCAUUCAGGGAGGGCAACAAAUUUUCUUUUCCAAUCAGUACUGUUUCAGUUUCAGACAAAGGACAUGAGUUCAUAAAAUAUGGAAAGAAAUCGGGUAUUCUAAUAGACCCUUCUUUGGAUGUUUUAAAAAUGUUUAAAUCUAAAUCAGCCAUUAAAUUAAAUGAUGUUUAUAAGAAUAGUGGUACCUUAGAUAUAAAACUGAAAUAUCUGCAUGAAGAAAAAGUAUCCCAAUGUACACCAAGUAUACAGAAUAACAGAUCUCAACAAGCAACUGAAAGCACCGAGUUAGAAAACACAAUAUACUCGACAUUGGUUAUGUAUAGAAUCACAUUGGCUCAACAAUCAGACUGUAUGCCUUAUAUGAUUGCAAGUAAUAAAUUGUUAAUCGAUGUGGCAAAAUUAAAACCUAAACAUAUAUCUGAAUUAAAAAAUGUUGAAGGGUUUACUGAAGCCAAAAUUGAUCGUUUUGGUCAAGCAAUAGUGGAUAAGGUGAUAGAAGUUUGUAACAAGUAUCCGGUAGAACCGAAGACUGAGAGUGUAAAUCAGUGCGAAACUAAUAAUUCAAACUCCAGUGUGUGUGACGAGUUUUGGGAUGAAUGUGACGACUCUAUAUUCAGUGAAAUAUGUGAUACAGAUGAAAUUCAAAAUUCUGGUGUUGAUAAAAAUGUAAAUAUAAAUGGAGUUAAUAGUGAUUUAAUUCUAAAAAGUGAUGAAAACCCGACCAAAAGAAAAUAUUGUGCUACUGAAUCAAAUGCAUCGUGUCAAGAAAAAAUAACAGAACUCAAUAAAGUUAUGAUAAAAAAAUUAAAAAAUAACUCUUUGUUUAGAUUUUAAAGAAUUGAAAUUCAAAGCAAAAUUAUAUAUUAGGUUAUCGUAAUAUAUGUUUCGUACUCAAACUAUA